Messenger RNA from Bactrocera tryoni, 1985 nucleotides. RefSeq lists its product as uncharacterized. NCBI's taxonomy places the organism in Eukaryota, Metazoa, Arthropoda, Insecta, Diptera, Tephritidae. The transcript is spliced from 6 exons. The record is from RefSeq and is a predicted model, not a curated record. Bases 1440 to 1985 code for a protein of 181 amino acids.
CAGAACGUGGCUGGGAAUUUCAAAAGAUUUUCACUCAACUUUCCUCAGUGUUGGUAGAUUGGCUAAGAACGGAAGUGGCAGUGAAGGUGGCCGAGAGUGGCAGCAGUGUAAUUGAGAGCAGCGGCAAAGGCGAAACGCCAAAAAUAUACGAAAUUAAAUGAAAGAGUAAAAACCAACAACAGCAACUACAAGCAACAAUAUAAGCGAGCGUCAAACGAGACCGGCAAAAUAUAACGGUGAAAGUGAAGCAAACAAGUUUGUGUGUUGUUUGCUCUGUGUGUGCGUGUUUAUUUCCGUGCAAGUGAACGUAAUACAAUUGGCAAAUAACAAAGUUUGCGCCAAGUUUUGGCUUUAUUCGUUUUAAUUUCGUUUUUUUGUGUGGCAGGCGAAAAAGGAUACAAUCUCGAUCAAAUUUAGCCGAAAGUAAUGCAAUGAAAUUAGGAUCUGUGUAUGUAUGCCAACAAAUAAAUGUAACAAAUAGACAAAGGAAUUUAUGAAAGAAGGCGAAUUGGUGAAUUUGUCGACACAAACGAUAGCAAAGCGUGCCACAAAAGCCAUAGUGAGGCAGUGAGGCACAACCAGUUUGAAAGCAACUAAACCACCGCCAAUCGGCUUAAUGGUUUGGUGGCAAUAUUGUUGUUGGUGUAGUGGCACAUAAGCAACUUGUAUGUUUACUAAAAAUAUGUAUGUGAAAGAAAUACCGUUAUUUCCAAUACAUAAAUCGAUUUUAGUUUGCACUUUACACCACACUCCCGUGCUCAUGACAUUAAUUUGCAACUGCAGCUCAACUAAUUAUGAAAUUAAUCCCGCAUGCCAGCGGCCGCAUAAAUAAAUAAUUGCUGGCGACAACAAUACUGCUCCUCGUGCAGGCUCAGCGUCAAAAUUACUGUGAACUAUGUAAAACCUGCUGACAAUUAUAUGAAGAACCAAAUGACCUACAAACUUCCAUCAUUUGAGUGGUAGGACAGGGCGUAUACGUAACAUUAAGUAUGCUGCUAUGCUGAGCUGCAAAGCGAUAAACCGCAGGCAAACAGACAAAUAAGCAGCUUCAAAUUGCAGAGGCAUGUCAUAGAGCAGAACAAUCAAAAUAAAACAGAAAUUCAAACGAGAAUUGAAGCGAAUUAAAGGCGCAUACAAAGCAACGCACGUACAGUUACAUAAAACUAACGGCAUUUUUGCGGCGUAUGACUCAUGCUAAAAACCGCUAGUGCUCACCAAAUCACAACAGCAACACUAUUUACAACAGCGUUAUGCAAAUGCAACUACAACAUUCACACAAAACCUAUUAGUGGCUGCGAAAGGUGUGUGAAACACGCGCGUGCUGCAGCCGUAGUGCCGUUAUUAUUGCAUAAUAUCCGCACCAACGACAGCAAGGACACAAAAAAAAUAACAAAAAGAAAAACGAACAGUAAAAGUAACAACAAAUUUGUGAGCAAAAUAUGAAAAUGAAAGCCAAACAUAAAACGUGUGUUGUGGCGGCGGCGACCGGCGUUGGUGUUGGCGUCGGCGCUGGUGAGAAAAUGAAAUCGGUGAUAUUGUAUCCAUAUGGACCGCUAACGGGGACAGGAUGUUGUCGCAUGCUACAUGCGAAAAAUUUGGCGUUAACAAGCGCGAUUUACACAAUUAAUAUGUCACUCCUGAUUGUUUUGAUUUACUCCUGGCGGAUAAAUGUGAAUAUGCGCAAGGUGGAAUCGUUGGAGGAUGUCUACUAUGGUGUUCAAAUAGCCUAUUUCGCCAUUAUCGGCACACAAAUGUCCAUGAUAGUGCUGAGCGUGAUGUUAAUAUUCGGAAUUUAUAAGGAGAACCCCGGUCUCAUAGUGCCAUGGAUAAUUGGCUACAUCACGUUUAUGGCGCUGGAAGCGGUGGCCAUGGUCUACUCCAAUGUUUUACGAGACCAUGUAAAUAAGCAAUUCGAUGCAAUGUGCAAAGCGGAAGUGGCCUUCUUCAUACUUCGUGCAGUGAUUAAUGUAAGUAUGAAGGCAUGA